UCUCUGUCAUCGGAGAUCUCAACCCCAGAUCCUCAAGGCAGAUGGCCUCCAUCUUCAGCACCUUCAAGGUCCCACAGCUAGGUGUUGGCUUUGAGUUCACUCAGGGAGAGAGAAGAGUUUAUCCUUCCUUCUUCUGGAUUAAUCCCAGUGAAUUUGCUCAGUAUGUGGCUUUAGUGCAGCUGCUCCUGUAUUUCCAAUGGAACUGGGUUGGGCUGGUAGCCCCUGAAGAUGACAGAGGAGAACGUUUCGUCUCAACUCUGACGCCAAUGCUCCAGGAGAAGGAGAUCUGCGUGGCCUUCACUGAAAAGUUGAAAUCAAAUUUUCUUAAUACUCCAAAGUUGAAAAUACUGCACAUUUCGGAGACUUGGACUAAAGCUGAAGUGAUUGUUCUAUUUGGAGACUCCAAUAGCAUUAGAAAUGUACAGGUGACAAUGAGUAUCUAUGAACAUUUGAGAAAGACAUCAUUUCGGAAAGUUUGGAUCUUAACUUCCCAUUGGAAACUUAGUGUGGUCAGUAUUCAAGACGUAUCGAAAGCAGUAAAGCCCUUCCAUGGGGCUUUGCAUUUAAGGCCCCACACUGGGGAUGUCUCAGAAUUCAGUCAUUUCCUCCUGUCUUUAGACCCUUUGAAGCCACAAGGUGACAUCUUUCUCCUAUUAUGUUGGGAAAAGUUGUUUGGCUGCAGGACCCACAAACCAGGCAGGAUCGUUCCAAAGGGGAAGAAACAAUGUACAGGAAGAGAGAAUUUACAAAGUUUACCUUCUUACAUUUUUGAAACAAGCAUGGAAGGAGAAAGUUACAACAUCUACAAUGCCAUUUAUGCUGUGGCACACGCAUUACAUGCAAUGCAUGGAUCUGUAGCACAACCAACAACAAUGGGGCUUGGAAAGAGGAUGUCAAAUAUUCAGUCAUGGCAGGUAAUCCCAGUGACUUUUUAUCUGAUCCACAGAUCAAAUAAAUGAUAGGUAGUUGUCUAGGUAGAAAACUACCACUAGGCAUUUCUUGAUCUACUGAUUAAAUAUCUGUAUUUAAAAUGUACCUAAGAAGAGAUUAAGAUAGCAAUUAUGGAAAACUGUCAUUUGAAUUAAGUACCGGUAAGAGGUUUUUUUUUUUUUUUUUUUAUUGAAAUGUUUUAAAAGUUUUUACAAA
Messenger RNA from Pantherophis guttatus, 1146 nucleotides. The record is from RefSeq and is a predicted model, not a curated record. NCBI's taxonomy places the organism in Eukaryota, Metazoa, Chordata, Lepidosauria, Squamata, Colubridae.